UUUUAAUGUUAUUUGUCAAGCAAUACAUAUUAAUUAGCAUUAUAACGUUUAAGAAUAAAGCGGACAAGUAAUAUUUCGUUCACAUAGGAAAAUAAGAAGUUAUUAUCAAUAAGAUAAAUUAAUUACAUAGUGUUAAAUGCUUCCAGCUGUUUUAUUUGUGCUAUAUAAAACAUUUGUAAUUGUGAUCCUUUACUGUUUUAGUAAACGACGGUUAUAAAGUCAAACAAGAUGAUUCUUUCUACGUGCUUGGUUGUAUCGUUAUUCAUUUUGGGCUCAAACUCGUCCCCAAAUGGAGCCCCGCCAGGAAGUUGCAGUUCCAUGAUACCAAGCCCAAACCACCAUGCCAGUACACCACGAACUACACCAUGUCCCUAUACCAUAGAAACAACACCAAACACGUUUACCUGCGGUAGUACAGUUUCGGUAACACUUGGUAAAAUUAGCACAGCUACCCCAGGAUUCAGAGGAUUUUUAUGCCAAGCACGAACAAAUGUCGACGACUAUAGUACUGUGACAGGCACGCUAACAGAUACAGAUAACGCUGUACUCUCAACUAAUAGAUGUCCAGCAGUGAAUGCUUCCAUAACACAUGCUGAAAGGAGCGUCAAAGACAGCUUCACUUUUGAUUGGACGAAUGAUGGAACUAGUGCUACAACCAACAGUGUCUAUAUAGUGUGUACAUUGGUCCAGUCAAAGACAAUCUUUUGGGUAAAUAUGACAACUCCAGCUCUCACAUAUACCGGGACAGCAACAACUUGUUAAGACAUUCAGUUUAAUGAUAUUUGUU
Messenger RNA from Ruditapes philippinarum (Manila clam), 787 nucleotides. Its product is annotated as putative defense protein Hdd11-like. Gene Ontology annotation, molecular function: oxidoreductase activity, acting on metal ions. NCBI's taxonomy places the organism in Eukaryota, Metazoa, Mollusca, Bivalvia, Venerida, Veneridae. The record is from RefSeq and is a predicted model, not a curated record. Bases 229 to 762 code for a protein of 177 amino acids. The transcript has 5 exons.